Messenger RNA from Nezara viridula (southern green stink bug), 1404 nucleotides. NCBI's taxonomy places the organism in Eukaryota, Metazoa, Arthropoda, Insecta, Hemiptera, Pentatomidae. The record is from the annotation of a GenBank genome assembly.
GUUUUUCAUUCGAAUGGUUUGUUUGUUUUCUUAAAAAAAAAACAGGUAUUAUUGCUCACAUCUGCUAUAUGCCAUCCCGUGGACCGUGAUAAGGACGAAAAAAGACCUUACGAAUUCGGCUUCACCAUAGAUGGAGAACAGCAUAGGUAUGAAAAAAAAGAUGAAAAAGGCAUAAUUAUGGGUGAAUUCGGUUUCAUCACGGCUGAUGGUAUUUACCACGUUACAGUAUAUGCAACAGAUGAAAAUGGUGAUUUCAAAAUAAUAAGUAUGAAGAAUAUUAAAGUUGGAUUUCCACCUGGAGGAACCACAACAACUACAGCUAAGCCAUAUCCCAAAACAAAGUUGCAGUUAAACGGAAUUAUGGGUUGCAGUGGCUGCCUGAUACCAGAAAUCUCGCCUGCUAUGGUUCCAAAAGAAUAUCCUUUAGACAACAAGGCUUUCGUCAAAAAGGACUUCAGUGAUGGUCGGAAUUCCGAAGUCAAUAAAAACCAAUCUUCUUCAUUUUUCGGUAAUACGCCAAAGAAUCGUUUUGAGACCAGUGGAAGUAUUAAUACUGUGCCACCAAGUGAUCAACAAUUCGGAGGCGAAAAGCAAAACAAACAAAAGCCACAAUCCACGGCCAUGCUUGUUCCGAACAUCUCAACCCCAAAUGACAUUAAUAAUAAAGUUUAUGUUAAACCACUAAAUGACAAGAUACAUUCCACUCAAAUAAACAUUCCAGGAUCACCUCAAACAACAAAACCAAUACAAGAGGGGUUGACUCCAAACCUUAUUCAGAAUAAGAUCAGUAAUAAUACUCCGGUUAGCGCCACGUUGCAACCUCAACUAAAUGAUAUAGAAAUGAAAAUUCUAGAUUAUAUGGCUAAGUUAUAUAAGUUCAAUUAUAGCCUCAGCUUUCACGGACACGAAGAAACGGGAGAUUUUGGAGGCAACAAAAAUGGCUCAUACUUUUCAAAUGGAAGAGAUGGUUACCAAAGAAAGGUUGUAUACAUUGCUAAUGAAUUUGGUUAUCAGCCAAAAAUAUCUCUGAUUAAACUGGAUGAUGAAUUUAUUCCUAAGGAGGAAACUGAAAAAGAGCUUACCAAACUGAAAGGAAGCGAAUUUAUUUGGCUCUACGAAAAGAAAUAGCAAUAUUUCAUAAACAUCAACUAAAAAAAAAAAAAAUAAUAAUAAUAAAAAUGUAAAUAUGUAGGUAUGCUUGUAUGAGUUUGUAUUUGUAAAUAAAUUUUUUGAUCUAAAGAUUAGAUUAUAUGAUUUUCCUUAACAUGCUUCUCCGUUUACUAACAUAAACUUAUUGGGUUGGCGAAUAAGUCCUUUUGGUUUUUCUGUUUAUUUUUAUUUCACUAUGAUACACUUCUUAUCUGAUGAAUUAAUUCCUAAGAUGCAUUGUUUAUCCUGUUUGUA